CAAUGGUGUCAUUCAUAGGAAGUCGGCAAGCUACCUGCAGCCUAUCUGCUUCUUCUCCAACGCGUUUUUAUCUGCAUCACUGGAAUCAUCGCUAUUUCCUCGAUCGACCCCAAAGCACCGGCGAUUCCAAAUUCUUCUCCACCAUGGCACGAUUUCAGCCCUCUCCUCAUACUCCUGUCCUUCUCAUGAUGGCCUUGGCCCUAGGCGUUGUGGGCAUCGUUCUUCCCCCAAAUUUUCCGGUCCCUGAUAGCGUUGCUGCAGCGCCGCCUUGUGGCGAGGUGGGUAUCCUGGCAGGGGGUGCGGCGGGCCCAGGGGAAAAAAGCCCACCGAUCAAGGAUUCAGGAAGCAACAAGAAGUCCAAAGGCAAGAAUUCUGAUGACAAGGAAUACGAUGACAAUGAAUACAAUGACAAGGAAUACGAUGACAAGGAAUACAAUGACAAGGAAUAUGAUCACAAGGAAUUGGAUGAGGCGUUAUCCAAAGACCAGCAGGCUGAGAAAAGUAAAUCUGCUGACAAGGACUCCGGUGACAAGGAAUCUGGCGACAAGGGAUCGAGUGGCAAGCAAACCGAUGGCGAGCAGUCAGGGGUCAAGCACUCAAAGAACAAACAAUCCACUGAUAAAGAAGAUGGCCACCAAACGAUCAGCAGGCGAUCCCAUGCCAGGCUUUUCAGAAACAGGAGCCAACGGAUUGCCCGGCAAAACGAUGGCGACGAAACCAACAAUGAGCAAUCCGGCGACAGCUCCCAUGGAGACCAAGAAGACGGCGAGCUUGUGAACGACAGCAAGGAAUUAAACAACAAGCAACCGAGUCACAAGCAGACCAUCCACAAGGGUUCUAAGAGCCAAACCUCCGCCGCUGAAGAGUCCAAUGGCGAGGAUCCCAAGGACAGCGACUCCAAUAUCAAGUCCAGCGGCAAGCACUCGAACCGCAAAUCAUCCAGCAGCAAGAAUCCUGAUGAGGAGGAGACUGAUGAGGAGGAAUCAGAAAACAACUCCUUGAACGCGCAGUCGGAUGGCAAAGAAUUCAACGACGAGGACUCUCAUGAGGAGGAUUUUGAUAGCGAAUCCAAUGGCAAGAAGUCCAAUGGCAAGCAAUCCGACGACGAGAAUUCCAAUGAGGAGGAUUCGGACAACAAAUCCAAUGGCGAGAAGUCCAACGGCAAGCAAUCCGACGACGAGAAUUUCAUUGAUGAAAACUCCAAGGAAGAAGACUCGGAUAAUCAGUCCAAAGGCAAACAAUCCGAUGGCAAGCAGUCAACCCGCAAAGAGUCUGGUCGCAAGCAAGGAAAUCGUGAGCAAACUAACGAGCAUUCCGUUGACGAGUUUACCGGAGACACUCAAUCUGACGUCGAGGACAACGAGCUGAGGCCCCUGUCGAUUUGA
Messenger RNA from Aspergillus uvarum CBS 121591, 1385 nucleotides. RefSeq lists its product as uncharacterized. The record is from RefSeq and is a predicted model, not a curated record. The transcript is spliced from 3 exons. Lineage: Eukaryota; Fungi; Ascomycota; Eurotiomycetes; Eurotiales; Aspergillaceae. The annotation marks the transcript as partial.